Molecule: messenger RNA, 1048 nt
Organism: Zalophus californianus (California sea lion)
Lineage: Eukaryota; Metazoa; Chordata; Mammalia; Carnivora; Otariidae
Gene: CSN1S1
Product: casein alpha s1
Exons: 17
Coding region: 48-626 (192 amino acids)
Biological process (GO): response to dehydroepiandrosterone; response to 11-deoxycorticosterone; response to estradiol
Cellular component (GO): extracellular region
Source: RefSeq, a predicted model, not a curated record
CCAAAGUUACUUUUUCUUCCAGUCUUGGAUUCAAGGCCUUGACAACCAUGAGGUUUCUCAUCCUUACCUGCCUUGUGGCUGUUGCUCUUGCCAGGCCUAAACUUCCUCUUAGACACCCAGAACUCAUUCAAAAUGAACCAGACAGCGGAGAGGAAGUUCUCAGAGAAAGACAGUUUCCCAGGUUUGCCCUGCCUACAUCAAGAGAGCUAAGAGAGGCUUACUUCAGUGAACUGAGCCAGGGACAGGCCGUGGAAUACCCUGAGCAAAAGCAAUCUAGCAGCAGUUCAUCAAGUGAGGAAGUUGUUCCCAAUAACACUGAGCAGAAGCAAAUUCCAAGAGAAGACACACUCUACCAACACUACCUGGAACAGCUUCGUAAACUGAGCAAAUACAACAAACAACAGCUGGAAGCUAUCCAUGACCAGCAACAACUUCACAGAAUGAAUGAAAACAACCUCCUCCAACUGCCUUUCCAACAAUUCUACAAACUUGAUGCUUAUCCCUUUGCUGCUUGGUAUUAUCUUCCACAAAUCAUGCAGUUUAUUGCUUAUCCACCAUCCUACGACAUCGCUAAACCCAUUGUCUCUGAGAACAUUGAAAACGUUGAUGUUGUGCCAGAGUGGUGAAAAAUUAAGAAUUCCCAGGAACUCCACAAUUAUGGCUGUUGAUGUGACUGAAAAUUCCAUUCUCUAAAUUUCUCCCAUCUACCAUGUAAAACCAUCCUAUCCAAAGGCUUCGACUGUUAUUUUAGAAUAGGACAAUCCCAAAUUGAGGGCAAUGUUUCUUUUUCAGUUCUCUACUGUAUAUUAGAUAGAAUUAUCAUUAUUUUCCUUAAGCUAAAUUUUCCUAACAGUUUAUUGUCUAAAUUCCAGUUGUAUCAUGCCAGUAUGAAGGUCACUGAAACAGAGGGUAUUGAAGUCUUUACUAAGUUUCUAUUAUGGAAAUUUUGUGUAAAAAGUCUUUGAAUGGCUUCUUCUGUAAGUACCAUCAUUCCAUAUAAUUGUGUGCAGUGACUGAGAUUUUUUCCUUUUUUUCCAAUAAAUUACAA